UUCACUCACAUCACGUGUCUGAUGCUGUUGCGAUAUUGGAUCUGAUGUACAUUGUUGAGGUCUGAUAAUGUCGUCUCAUGUGAAAUCGGUGAGAUUCAUCAGCGGUUUUGUGUUCGGUUCUGUGUUCAGCACCGGAUCGUGUCUCGUGGCUCUGAAACUCUAUAAACACGAGGAGGAGAAAGCAGAGAGCGCGAGCUCGACAACACAUCAGCUCAUCGAGCGCGUUGGUCUGCCACAAACCGGCGCUGACGUCCGAUUCUACUUCAACCACAUUUUAUCAUAUGAUCAGACCCACCGGACGCCCAGAUGGGUGACGGAGCACCUGUCCGAUCAGCGCUUAUUGGGUAAAGCCGAUAGAAAACACUGCAGAUUUAAACCGGAUCCGAACAUUCCCGAACUGUUCACGGCACGAAAUGAGGAUUAUCUGCGCAGCGGCUGGUCGCGGGGUCACAUGGCGCCCGCGGGCGACAACAAAAUCUCUGAGCAAGCGAUGGCAGAAACCUUCUAUCUGUCCAAUAUCGUCCCACAGAACUAUGAGAACAACGCUGGAUUCUGGAACAGGCUGGAGAUGUUCUGCAGAGAUCUCACUCAGAAGUUUGGUGACGUGUGGGUCGUAUCUGGACCUCUGAUGCUGCCGCGGGUGGAUGAGAACGGCAGGAAAACCGUCUCUUAUCAGCUGAUCGGAGAAGACAACGUCGCUGUUCCUACUCACCUGUACAAAGUGGUCCUGGUGCAGAGAGAUUCAUCUGAAGAUUCCCGCGCUCUCGGAGCGUUUGUGGUUCCCAACUCUCCGAUCGGCUUCGACCGUCACCUGACCGAGUUUCAGGUGAGUCUGUCUGAUUUAGAGCGGAUGUCUGGCCUGACGUUUUUCCCUAAAGUGGAAAAAGCCGAAGAGCUGAAGAGCUUGUGUGAGGUGGACUCGUGCCAGCUGAUGGACUUCAAAGGCUUCACGCUGUACAUCAGCGGCCGUAAGGUGGCCAGCGCGCGGACGCUUCAGCGGUUGGAGAAGGUGAUGGAGGAGCUGAGAGACGCAGGGAUCACACCUGAUGAUUACCUGAACAAUCUUCACCUGGAGAAGAAACGAGAGCUGCUGGAGAAAGAAACUCAGAAGAAGACUUGAAUGUUUUCGCCUCAUUUGUUUUACCAGGAAGUGUUACUGGGUCUGUACGUCUACCGUUGAAGCUUGAAUUUGAAAGAUUGACCUGAUUUUACCGUGAUCAACGUUUUUGAGUCAUCACUUACUUGAAAUCUUUUCCUCAUUACAAAACUGGUGUGGGCAGACUCCCAGCCUUUAAAGUAUGUCAUCUUCACAUCAUAAAAAUAUCUUUUUUACUCUGUGAUUAGAGAUGAGAUGGAAGUGGGUUAAUGUGGUGGGUGAUUUCUUUAGAAACGUCACAUGAAGAGCUGUGUGUGUGUGUGAUAUUAAAUCAAUGACUGGAGCUCUCGGACUGUUGUCUCAUCUGAUCAAGAACUUCCCAUAACUCAAUCUGCCAUCAGAGAGGGAGUAUCUCGUCUCGUCUCGUCUCGUCUCGCCACAGCUGCACUGAGCUUCCUGACAGAAGGCCCGUGUAAUUGCAUUUGACGUUUAGAUUUGGCCGUGGUGGAACACAGGAGCUGUCUGCGUCUGUUGUACACGUGGCAUUACGAGCGGAUCUUCAACACGGCGCAGUCCUGGAGGUUUAGACUUGAUUUCUGCUGAUACUGAAGAAAUCUCUCGGCUGCUUCAUGAACGCAUGAUCGUUCUCGUGUGAUCUUAUGAUCUACAGUAGGUUGUUCCAGGUCAUGUGACCUCUUCCUGACAAGGUCAAGACACACGUGUGACCUCUAAUCCAGUGUCAAAAGUUAACUCGGAGAAUUUUUCAGAUCGAUUUUCCGAGGCUUGUUUGAACCUUAAUGAAGGGCGUUCAUAUCUCUCUUACUGUUAUGUUUCGUGAUUAGGGGUGUUCAACGGUUAAUGGCAUUCAGAAUAAACGUUUGUGUACUGUGCAUAUUUAUUUUCUAUUCAUAAACACGUACACAUGCAUGUAUAUCGAAAUAUUUGUAUAGGAUUUAAAUUAUAUAAACAUUUAUUCAUUUUCAUAUUUUAACUAUAAAUAUAUACAACAACCCUAAUUAUGAUGUCAAGUCAUAAAGUUAAGUCAAAUCAACCAUAGUUAAUUAUUACAGUAAAUGUAUAUGUUAAUAUUUUUGGGUUUACUUUACUUAUACUUUGGGUUUCUUUAAAGGGAUACUUGACCCAAAAAUAAACAUUCUGUCAUUUACUCACAUUUGAGUUGUUCCAAAUCUGCAUGUCUUUGUUCUGAAGAACACAGAAAGAUAUUUGGAAGAAUGCUUGUAACCAAACAGUUCUUGGACCCCAUUGACUACCAUAGUAGGAAUAAUUACUUUAUAUAUUAUAUGAUUACUUAAAUCUUUUUUUUUUGUUCUGUUGAACACAGUUCUGGGGCACUUUUGUCAUUUGUCCUACUAUGGGAGUCAGUGGGGUCCAAGAAUGGUUCGGUUACAAGCGGUUACAAGGUUUGGAACAACUCGAGAGUGAGUCACUCGUGACAGAAUUUUCACUAUCCCUUUAAAUCUCUGGAAACACUUAAACAUGAAGCUUCGUACAAGUGUGAGAAUGUACCAUUGUUCUCAUUCUGUAGGUUUUUCCGUGGAACCAGAAAUGGUUCAUAUAGGAUUCUGCCCUGUAGUGAUGCUUUAGAACAUGAGAACCCAGAGUUUUCAGCAGGGACGUUUAUUUGCACAUUUUUCAUAUCUGGUGCAUUUGUGCCCCGAGCCUGCGCUUCAUUUCUGUUUUUUCUUUUUUGUAUUACACUGUUUGUUCCCUUAAUGAUGUUGAUUUUGUUCAAUUGAAUUUUAUUUCUAUAGCGCUUUUCACAAUGUGGAUUGUUCCAAUGCAGCUUUACAGGAGAAAAACACAGAAAAGGUAAAACACAGCACAGUGCAUGCCGGUGUUUAUAGAACAAGCAAGAUCACUCUAGUAAAUAAUAUCUAAUAAAUGCAGUUUCCCGGUGAGCAAGCCAGCCAACAAUGCCCUGUGGCGAGAACCCAAACUCCAGUGAGAAAUAAAUGGAGGAAAUAAAACCUCGGGAGAAACCAGACUCAGCCAGGAGGACCAGGUCUCCUCUGACGUGUCACAGCUGCACUCACUGACUGUGUUCUAUCCGUGACCUUGAUACCCUGACACUUUGACCUCUGGCUGUAAUAAAAGCUGACAUCAUCUCGCUGUGUGUGUGUGUGUGUGUGUGUGUGUGUUCAUGUUUGUAUAUCCCGGUGGGGACCUAAACCUGAAUACACACCAACACAUGGGGACUCGUGUCACCGUGGGGACCAAAAUUGAGGUCCUCAUGGGCACAAAAGCUUAUAAAUUGUACAGAACAAUAUUUUUUACAAAUCUAAAAAUGCAAAAAGUGUUCUAUGAUCUUUAGGUU
This is a messenger RNA of Triplophysa rosa, 3431 nucleotides long. Its product is annotated as nuclease EXOG, mitochondrial-like. The record is from RefSeq and is a predicted model, not a curated record. Gene Ontology annotation, cellular component: nucleus; mitochondrial inner membrane. Gene Ontology annotation, molecular function: metal ion binding; 5'-3' exonuclease activity; RNA endonuclease activity. Lineage: Eukaryota; Metazoa; Chordata; Actinopteri; Cypriniformes; Nemacheilidae. The coding region runs from base 68 to 1120 and encodes 350 amino acids. The transcript is spliced from 6 exons. Gene Ontology annotation, biological process: apoptotic DNA fragmentation.